Brassica rapa (field mustard) is the source of this 6187-nucleotide messenger RNA. RefSeq names its product ABC transporter C family member 4. The record is from RefSeq and is a predicted model, not a curated record. Gene Ontology annotation, molecular function: ATP hydrolysis activity; ABC-type transporter activity; ATP binding. NCBI's taxonomy places the organism in Eukaryota, Viridiplantae, Streptophyta, Magnoliopsida, Brassicales, Brassicaceae. Gene Ontology annotation, cellular component: membrane. Gene Ontology annotation, biological process: transmembrane transport.
AAGAUUUUGCUAUCUUAAUUAAAGAGCAGACGAUACAUUUUCAAAACGAGAAAUGAAAACAGUCGAGAAAUCCGAGAAUUUAUUCUUCAGAUUUGACAAUUCCUUCGGUUUAAUAGAAAAUUUAGGUCAUGAUCAUGGAUCUUGAAUCAUCGAGACUAGGUCCUUGCAAUCGGUGCCAAAAGCCUGACACAUCGAUUAUUAUAGCAUGCACUCCAUUGUCCAUAAAAGCGCCUCAAUUUUCGAAUGUAGGGGGUGAGAUUCUUCUACGUUGGUUUCUUAUUCCAAUAGUUGAAUUUCUCUUCUAGAGUCUUUCCAUGUCCAUCCACAAAUACUGAAGAGUGUGUCAUGUAUCUAUGAUCCAUCUAUCAUACAUCUCUCUGAAGUUGUGACAUGAUCUAGAGAUUGUCGAUUGCUCUGCUGGUAUUUCUUCUGGUUAUAACAAAGAUAGCUAUUGUUGUUCAUCGUUCAGAAGCCCGUUCGUAAAAAGUUUCCUUUAAUUUUUAUUCAUUCUCUCUUACUUUACUUUUAUUUUAUAUUUUAUUUUAGCUUAUUCAACUUCUGUAUUAAAUAUGAUUAAUUUAAAUAUGAUUAAUAUUAAUAAAGUAGGAAAAAAGGAUAAUAUGAUAAAAAAAAAAUGAAACUCCAGUCUUACGUUUCCACAUCAAAGUGAAAUAGAGAACUUCAUUCUCUUUUUUUUUUUCAUUUCAUGCCUAUUGGCGUUCCAAAAGUACCUUUUCGAAGUCCUGGAGAAGGAGAUGUUUACAAUUCGCUUCAAAUCAAGCAUGACAUUUUAAUUUUGCAUGUCUGACAGUUUCUAUUGGAUCUGUGUCUAUCCAUUUGAAUAACUUAUCGUUCUACGCUUUCUAAAUAUACCUUAUUAUCCAUGGGUAUGGGUAUUUGUCCAGGUCAUGAUCUUCAAUAUUAGAACAGAUAAUCUAUACUUGUGUAUUGGUUUGCGCUGAGAAAUACCAAUGGUGGAGACGGGGUUAAUGCUAAAGACCAUGUUUGUAAAGCUGGAAGAUAUUCAAACACGGUAUGAUUAACAGUUUUAUUCUCUGCUUCAGUUUCCACAUCGAAGAUAGGAUAGUGAUUAUCGCAUCGCAUAUAGCGAUGUGUUAAGUUGCUUGUUACAGCUAGUUGACCUGAGAUCGUUUGCCAUAUAAGAUGACAACUAGUAAAUGUGAGAAGUUAGAACAUUUUAUUAGAUAGAAAUUAUUAUGUUGAUGAAAACUAAAAAAAUACACUAAUGCAAAGUGUGAAUGUCUAAAGCAGCCGCCAGCUACGAUAUUCAAAACACGACCCGAAAUGUAUGCUAAUCAUCAUUCACUGAUUUCAAAACAAGAAAAUACGAAGUCAUUACCAAAAACAUAAAUCUAUUUAAUAGUCUGUCAAAAAGAACAAAACAAGUAUUUGUUGCAUUAUGUUGUCAUGAUACAAUAUAUAAUAAACAUGUGAACAGCCGAGAGUUGAUUUAUCUGUCUUGUUCUCAACCGAUUAAUUUCGGGGAAUAGUAUGUGGUGGCUUUCUUCUUCCUGGCUCUCCGAGCUCUCAUGUUCUUCCACGGCGGUUAUAUCUGAACCAACAUCUACUGUAUCUAUAGCUAUCCAAUGGCUGAGAUUUGUUUUCCUCUCUCCGUGCCCUCAACGUGCUCUCUUCUCCGCCGUAGAUCUUUUAUUCGUGGUCGUCCUUGUCUUGUUCGCCCUUGGGAAGCUCUUUUCUUCGUCUUCUUCCUCAACCUCAGUCAACGUAGGAAACCUCUACUCGGAAGAAUCCAAACAAGAACAACCGCAUGGUUCAAAUCCACGGUCGUAGCCACCGUUUUACUGUCGGUUUGCUCCGUUGUGGUCUGUGUUUUGGCGUUCACGGAGAAGCAACGGACACAGAGACCAUGCAACGUUAUAAACCCGAUGUUUUGGCUAAUCCACGCCGUCACAAACGCCGUCACCGCAGUUCUUGUCCUCCACGAGAAGAGAUUCGCAGCUCUGAAGCAUCCCUUAUCUCUAAGAGUCUACUGGGUUUCAAGCUUCGUCGUGACAACUCUCUUCACCGUCUCCGGGAUUCUCCACGUACUCUCCGACGACUCAACCGCCGCGGUCCUGAAAGCAGAAGACGUCGCAUCGUUCUUCUCCUUCCCGUUGACCGCCUUUCUGCUCAUCGCUUCCGUCUUAGGAAGCACCGGCGUUGUCACAACGGAAGGGAACAACAACAACUACAGUGAUACGACGCCGUUUCGGAGAAAGCCGAUAACGUGUCUCUCUACGCCUCCGCUUCGGCUUUAUCCAAGACGUUCUGGUUAUGGAUGAAUCCUUUACUGAGCAAAGGCUACAAGUCACCGUUGACGCUUGAACAAGUCCCGACGCUUCUCUUCGAAUCAAACUGGCCGAAACCUUCCGACAACUCGAGGAGCCAUCCUGUCGGUACGACCAUACUCCGAUGUUUCUGGAAAGAGAUCCUCUUCACGGCGAUCCUCGCAGUCGUGCGUCUCGGCGUCAUGUACGUCGGUCCUGUUCUCAUCCAGAGCUUCGUCGAUUUCACCUCCGGCAAGAGAUCCUCGCCGUGGCAGGGGUACUACCUCGUCCUCAUCCUCCUUGUCGCCAAGUUCGUGGAGGUCUUGACGACGCAUCACUUUAACUUCAGCUCGCAGAAGCUUGGGAUGCUCAUAAGGUCGACUCUAAUCACCGCACUGUACAAGAAAGGUCUAAAGAUCACAAGCUCCGCGCGUCAGAGCCACGGCGUGGGUCAAAUCGUGAACUACAUGGCCGUGGAUGCGCAACAGCUCUCUGACAUGAUGCUUCAGCUCCACGCAAUCUGGCUUAUGCCCUUACAAGUGGCUCUUGCUUUAGUGCUUCUCUACGGAAGCCUAGGCCCGUCUGUUGUCACGGCCAUCAUCGGUCUAACCGGAGUGUUCGUAUUCGUCCUCCUGGGGACUAAGAGAAACAACAGAUACCAAUUUAGCUUGAUGGGAAACAGAGAUUCUCGGAUGAAGGCCACCAACGAGAUGCUUAACUACAUGCGAGUGAUCAAGUUCCAGGCUUGGGAGAAUCAUUUCAACAAGAGGAUCCUUGGAUUCAGGGACCUGGAGUUUGGUUGGCUCUCCAAGUUUCUCUACUCUAUUGCCGCAAACAUCAUUGUUCUCUGGAGCACGCCGGUUCUUAUCUCGGCUCUCACGUUCGCCACCGCGCUUUUCUUGGGAGUCAAGCUUGACGCUGGGACCGUGUUCACCACCACCACCAUUUUCAAGAUCUUGCAAGAACCCAUCAGGACCUUCCCUCAGUCUAUGAUCUCUCUCUCGCAGGCAAUGAUCUCUCUGGGAAGACUUGACUCCUACAUGAUGAGCAGAGAGCUGUCUAGCGACGAGGCCGUGGGUUGUGAUGGUAACAUUGCCGUGGAGGUAAGAGAUGGAAGCUUUAGUUGGGAUGAUGAGGACAACGUACCUGCACUCAAAGACAUCAACUUUAAGGUUAAUAAAGGAGAGCUCACAGCGAUUGUUGGGACCGUUGGUUCAGGAAAGUCUUCCUUGUUAGCUUCGGUUCUUGGCGAAAUGCACAGAAUCACGGGCCAGGUGAGUGUUUGUGGCAGCACAGGUUAUGUAGCGCAGACAUCAUGGAUCCAGAACGGCACGGUUCUAGACAACAUCUUGUUUGGUCUUCCGAUGGAUAGAGACAAGUAUAACCAAGUUCUCAAUGUCUGUUGUUUGGAGAAAGAUCUGGAAAUGAUGGAGUUUGGAGAUCAAACAGAGAUUGGAGAACGUGGAAUCAACCUCAGCGGAGGUCAGAAGCAGCGUAUACAGCUCGCACGUGCAGUUUACCAAGACUGCGAUGUUUACUUUCUUGAUGAUGUUUUCAGCGCCGUGGAUGCUCAUACCGGUUCAGACAUUUUCAAGAAUUGUGUAAGAGGAGUUCUGAAAGGCAAGACCGUCUUGCUCGUAACCCAUCAAGUGGACUUCUUGCACAACGUUGAUUGUAUUUUGGUGAUGCGGGAAGGGAAGAUUGUUGAAUCAGGAAGAUACGACGAGUUAGUCAGCUCCGGGUUGGAUUUCGGGGAGCUCGUGGCGGCACAUGAGACAUCAAUGGAGCUAGUUGAAGCCGGUGCAGAGUCUUCAGCGGCGGCAACAUCAAUCAUUACAUCCCCAAGAGCACCAACGUCUCCUCGUGUCAGCUCCCCAAGAACGUCCAUGGAGUCUCCUCACUUAAGUGAUCUUAAUGAGGAACACGUCAAGUCGUUUCUCCGCUCGAAGCUCAUCAAAGAAGAGGAAAGGGAGACCGGGCAGGUUAGUCUGCGAGUUUACAAACAGUAUUGCACCGAGGCCUAUGGCUGGUGGGGCAUUGUGUUUGUGGUGUUCUUCUCUCUAACAUGGCAAGGCUCUGUGAUGGCUAGCGACUACUGGCUCGCUUACGAAACAUCAGCCAACAAUGCAGUAUCGUUUGACGCCUCUGUUUUCAUUCGUGUAUACGUCAUUAUUGCGCUUGUUUCCAUCGUUUUGGUGAGUUUGCGCUCAUAUUACGUCACACACUUGGGACUCAAGACGGCUCAGAUCUUCUUCCGACAGAUUCUUAACAGUAUCUUACAUGCUCCCAUGUCGUUCUUCGACACCACACCAUCUGGAAGAAUCCUCAGCCGGGCAUCGACUGAUCAAACAAACGUUGAUAUCUUCAUUCCGUUCAUGCUCGGACUUGUGGCCUCAAUGUACACUACUCUGCUUAGCAUUUUCAUAGUUACUUGCCAGUACGCUUGGCCUACUAUUUUCUUUGUGAUUCCUCUUGGAUGGCUCAACAUUUGGUACCGGAACUAUUACCUAGCAUCUUCCCGCGAAUUAACACGCCUGGACUCCAUCACCAAGGCUCCUGUCAUCCACCAUUUCUCGGAGAGUAUAGCAGGAGUGAUGACAAUCAGGUCGUUCAGGAAACAUGAGUUGUUUAGGCAAGAGAAUGUGAAGCGUGUCAACGACAAUCUUAGGAUGGACUUCCACAACAACGGUUCAAACGAAUGGCUCGGGUUUCGGCUUGAGCUUAUUGGGAGCUGGGUGCUCUGCAUCUCAGCUCUGUUUAUGGUUAUGUUACCAAGCAACGUUAUCAAACCAGAAAAUGUCGGGUUGUCUCUUUCUUACGGGCUGUCUUUGAACUCGGUUCUGUUUUGGGCAAUCUACAUGAGCUGUUUUGUCGAAAACAAGAUGGUUUCUGUUGAAAGGAUCAAACAGUUCACUGAUAUUCCUGCUGAAGCCGAGUGGGAGAGCAAAGAAAACCUCCCACCUUCGAACUGGCCUUUCCAUGGCAAUGUACAUCUCGAAGACCUCAAGGUACGGUACAGGCCAAACACUCCACUUGUGCUCAAAGGAAUCACUCUAGACAUCAAAGGAGGAGAGAAAGUUGGUGUAGUUGGACGAACAGGAAGCGGGAAAUCGACGUUGAUCCAAGUCUUGUUCAGGCUUGUAGAACCAUCAGGAGGGAGGAUAAUCAUCGAUGGGAUUGAUAUAUGCAACCUAGGAUUACAUGAUCUCAGGUCAAGAUUCGGAAUCAUUCCUCAAGAACCAGUCCUCUUUGAAGGAACCGUGAGAAGCAACAUCGACCCAACAGAUCAAUACUCCGACGAAGAAAUCUGGAAGAGCCUUGAGCGAUGCCAACUAAAGGAUGUUGUUGCUACAAAGCCUGAGAAGCUCGAUUCUUUGGUGGUUGAUAGUGGUGAGAACUGGAGCGUAGGACAGAGGCAGCUUCUUUGUUUAGGCAGGGUUAUGCUGAAACGAAGCAGACUUCUGUUUCUAGACGAAGCAACUGCAUCUGUAGAUUCUCAAACCGAUGCAGUGAUUCAGAAGAUUAUUAGAGAAGACUUUGAGUCGUGUACCAUAGUUAGCAUCGCUCACAGGAUCCCAACAGUGAUGGACUGCGACCGAGUACUCGUCAUAGACGCAGGUAAGGCAAAAGAGUUUGAUAGCCCGACUCGUUUGCUUGAGAGCCACUCUCUUUUUGCGGCGCUGGUGCAAGAGUAUGCUCUCAGAUCUUCUGGAAUAUGAAAAUUAAAAAGGUUGCUAGAAAAAAUAUCUAAAGAUAUUAUUUUAACUGACUGGAGAAAAAAAAAUCGAGAUUGGUUCUUAUGUAAUUUUUGUUUAAGCAAUAAAACAGAAUUUGAAUAAUCAAAUGUUUUUGUAACCCAAACGACAUCGUUAAUUCAACGGUUUCAUUUUAGGACUCUU